Molecule: messenger RNA, 588 nt
Organism: Vidua chalybeata
Lineage: Eukaryota; Metazoa; Chordata; Aves; Passeriformes; Viduidae
Gene: MINAR2
Product: membrane integral NOTCH2 associated receptor 2
Exons: 3
Coding region: 1-588 (195 amino acids)
Source: RefSeq, a predicted model, not a curated record
AUGGACGGCUCUGUUUUGCCAAACAACAACCAUCCUGAUAAAUUCCUGCAACUGGAGGUUAAAUCUUUAGUGAAAAACUCUGCCUUUCUACCAGCCAACUGGGAAAAAUUCCCAGAAGCAGCUUUACCUGGAAUGCAGCGGUGGCACAACAGGGUCUAUUUACAGAAAGAAAAGAGAACUGUCACUGAGCUGCCAGGCUUAGACUUGAACAGGGUCAGUCAAGAAAUAAUAGACAAAUCCUUGGGCAAACACAUUACUCCCAUCACCCUGAAAUCCACAAUCAAGAGCAACCCAUUGUACAGUGAUUUCCAUGUUGAUGAUGACUGGGAGGAGAAGAAAAAGACCCCUUCCUGGACUGUGCAAGAGUAUGACAGACAGUCACUGCGUUCUAACUUGGCCAGCCACAUAAAGGAAAAUCCUAAUGAUCUGCAGUUCUGGAUGGGGGAUAUUUAUACUCCUGGAUAUGAUACCUUGUUAAAAAAGGAGCGAGGAAAAAAACGUUCAAAAUAUUGCCGAAUCAUUCUGCUCAUGGUACUAGCCAUUUGCAUCCUAAUUACUGUAAUCAUACUUAGCAUUUUACUUACUUAG